CUCCCGCGUUCCACCGGGCGGCAUCCGGCGGCGGCCGCGGGGCCCGUGGCUCCCCCUGCGGGUGGCUCCGCGGCGCACACGGCGGGCCUGCUGGCUGUGGGGGGGUGCCAAGGUCCUGGCAGCAUGACGACUGAGACCUUCGUGAAGGAUAUAAAGCCCGGCCUCAAGAACCUGAACCUCAUCUUCAUUGUGCUGGAGACAGGCCGAGUGACCAAGACAAAGGACGGCCACGAGGUGCGGACCUGCAAGGUAGCGGACAAAACGGGCAGCAUCAACAUCUCCGUCUGGGACGACGUGGGCAACCUGAUCCAGCCUGGGGACAUUAUCCGACUCACCAAGGGGUACGCCUCAGUGUUCAAAGGUUGCCUGACGCUGUACACUGGUCGUGGGGGUGAUCUGCAGAAGAUUGGAGAGUUCUGCAUGGUUUAUUCAGAGGUCCCUAACUUCAGUGAGCCCAACCCAGAGUACGGCACCCAGCAGGCACCCAACAAGGCGGUGCAGAGCGACAGUUGUCCCCCCGCCUCCCAGCCCCCCACAGGCCCCCCUGCCGCUUCUCCAGCCUCUGAGAACCAGAACGGCAAUGGACUGAGUACCCCCUCGGGUCCCGGUGGCGGGCCACAUGCCCCUCAUACUCCUUCCCACCCCCCCAGCACCCGCAUCACCCGAAGCCAGCCCAAUCACACACCUGCCGGCACUCCUGGCCCCUCCAGCAACCCCGUCAGUAAUGGCAAAGAAACCCGCAGGAGCAGCAAGAGAUAGCAAGACACUUGUCCUCUCUUGCCGCCACCACCCAACGUGACCCCCGCACCUGCAAAAGAACCAGAGAGCUCUCUUCAGGCAGUGGCUUGGGGAUGGAUGGGGCCACGUAGCAGAAUUGUAGCCACUGGACUUCACUGCCCUAGGCAGUGAGCAGUGGCCUUAAACACCCCUUAGCCCUACUGGCCUUGUGUGCAGGACUCCUGCCUGACUUCCCAGCAUAGAAUCAACAGUGCAUUUGUACUGGGUGUGGUGGGGGCAUUCAUUGAAACCCCUCCUCCCUAAUAAAGGCUACCACUCUC
Molecule: messenger RNA, 1058 nt
Organism: Ochotona curzoniae (black-lipped pika)
Lineage: Eukaryota; Metazoa; Chordata; Mammalia; Lagomorpha; Ochotonidae
Gene: NABP2
Product: nucleic acid binding protein 2
Exons: 7
Coding region: 124-759 (211 amino acids)
Biological process (GO): double-strand break repair via homologous recombination; response to ionizing radiation; mitotic cell cycle checkpoint signaling
Cellular component (GO): SOSS complex
Molecular function (GO): DNA binding
Source: RefSeq, a predicted model, not a curated record